CUAUGGGUGGAUACUAGAAAAUUGUUCAUUAACUUAUAUUAUUUAUUUUGCUUGCCUUCAACAACUUUUUGAGAUAAAAAUAAAUAUUUUGGUUGUUUUUUCAAUAAAAAAUGUUUUUGAUGCAAAUUUUAUUUUUUAUUUUAUUAUUUUUAAAUAUUUGUUUUGCUGCAAUUUUUAAGAAUCAUGGAAGCAACAAUGCCGAAUUUCUUAAAAAAGAGGCGCCAAGUCAGCAACGCAAAAGUGGUGACCAUUUAUCAUCAUUUAAUACUUGCACUGAUACAUCAGGGAUUAAACGAAAUAAUGGAGAAGAAUGGAUUGCCAGCGAUUACUUUGUAAUGCUUUGUCACAAAAUAUCAAAUGAAUCCAGUUGGCCAAUUAUGCGAAUUGAAGUUGUUGCUUGCCUUAGAGAAGAUAAAAAGACUCGAAUUCCAAUUGGUUCUCAAGUUGAAGAAUAUCCUGGAAAGUUUUUAGUUUGUAGAAGAGAUAAUCCAAAUGAUUUGACUGGAAUUGUACAUAGAGAAUGGAGGUAUGUGCCUUUACCUAAAUCUCUUGAAGAAGCAAAUACUUGUUUUGAUAAUGAAGGAAAACGAAGACAGAAUGGUGAAGAAUGGAUUGUUGGCACAUAUUUUGUUAUGCUUUGCCACCAAGUUUUAUCAAAUCAAAGUUCUUGGUUAAUAAUGCAAGUUGAAAUAAUUGCUUGUCUUCGAGAAGAUUUAAAAACUCGAAUACCUGUUGGGUCUGAAGUUGAAGAAACUCCUGGAAGAUUUUUGGUUUGUAGAAGAGCUGAUUCUGACCCUACCGGAAUUGUUUGGAGAGAAUGGAGAAUUGGUGAAGCGAAAAAACCUGUUGAAACGGACAAAACUUGUUUGGAUAAUGAAGGCAAAAGAAGACAAAAUGGAGAGGAAUGGAUUGUGUCUGACUAUUUUAUAUUUACCUGUCAUCAAGUUUUAAAUUCAAAUUCAUCGCCUACUAUGCAAGUAGAAGUUGUUGCUUGUCUUCGUGAUGAUAAAAUAACUCGAAUUCCAGUUGGUUCAGAAGUUGAAGAAUCUCCAGGAAAAUUUUUGGUUUGUCGUAAAGUUGAUCCAAAUGAUCCUGCAAUUAUGGUUAGAAGAGAAUGGAGAAUUGUUGUUAAGCCACAACCUGCUAAUGUUGUAAAAACUUGCUUGGAUAAUGAAGGGAAAACAAGAAAGGAUGGAGAAGAAUGGAUUGUUGGGGACUAUUUUGUUUUUCUUUGUCAUCAAAUACCUUCAAAUCCUGUUCCUAUAAUGGUUGCUCAAGUUGUUGCUUGUUUACGUGAGGAUCGUCAAUCUCGGAUAGCUGUUGGUUCUGAAAUUGAGGAAUCUCCUGGAAUGAUUCUUUCUUGUAAACGAGCUGAUCCUAAUGAUCCAAAUGGAAUUGUUAGACGAGAAUGGCAUGUUGCUCAAAGCAGAAAUUCAACAACAAGUUCAAGCAGUUCAACAAGUUCAAGCAGUACAAAUAUUUCAAAUUCUAAUAAUGAGAUGAAAAAUUGGUGUUUUGACAAGAAAAUUGACGCACAAUUAAAUCAUCAAAAUUUUGUUUUUCUUUGUUCGUCGCCCGAUGCUAUUCCCAAAUUGGUUGCCUGUCUUCCCCCUCAACUUAAUGGAAGAAAAAUAAAUUCUAAUGAAAAUAUAAAACUUGGAUCUUUUAAAAUAAGUUGUAAUCAAAUGAAUGAUGGAACUAUGUUUUAUCAAUAUUCUUGA
Meloidogyne enterolobii is the source of this 1721-nucleotide messenger RNA. Lineage: Eukaryota; Metazoa; Nematoda; Chromadorea; Rhabditida; Meloidogynidae. The record is from the annotation of a GenBank genome assembly.